UGCAUCUCACCAUGGCUAGUAGCUCCAUAAUACUAGUCUUACUCUUCCCACUUUUAGCUAUAGCAGUGUUAUCCGCAUUGGCAGCCGAUAAUUUUCUGAGCAUUGAUUGCGGGUCUUCUGAUUCCUUCACUGAUGCAAAUUCGAUAAAAUGGGUUGGAGAUGACGCCUUUGUUGAGAGUGGCAAGUCUCAAGUUGUGCAGAUCCCUAAUGGAAUCUCUCAAGAAAUGGCCACUUUGAGAGUGUUUACAACUAGGAAGAAAAACUGUUACUCCAUUGAUGCAGAAAAGGGAGCGCAAUUUCUUGUGCGUGGAAGUUUCUACUAUGGAAACUAUGAUAAGAAAUCAGCUCCUCCUUCCUUUGAUGUUCUUUUGGAUGGGAUUUUUUUGGACACAAUUCAAACUACAGCUGAGGAUGUUGUGUAUUUUGAAGUCAUAUAUGUCCCAACAACAGGCUCUAUACAUCUAUGUCUUGCUCAAUCUAAGCCUAACCAGUUUCCAUUUAUAUCGGCGAUUGAGGUCCGGGGCUUAGAUCCAACGAUGUACUCUCAGUUUGAUUCUAACUAUAUCAUGGUCAAUACAAGGAGGGUUGCUUUUGGUGCAACUAGUUCUAUUAGAUAUCCUGAUGAUGAAUAUGAUCGUAUUUGGGAUCCAUCGAGAGAUGUCGCGGGCGUAUUGAAGGUCACAAGUGAUGCGAUUGGAAUUGAUGGCCUUGUGGAAGAUCAGCCUCCAAAACUAGCUAUGCAGACUGCUGUAACCACCUCAAAAACAUCACAAUAUUUGCAACUUGGCACUAAUCUUCCGAAGGCUGAAGUUCCCAUUUACAUCACCAUGUUCUUCUCCGAAGUGAGUCUACUUGAUCCGUUGACAGAUACCAGAUCCUUUCAGAUUUUCAUUGAUGACAAGACUCCUUCAGUUCCCAUCGUUCCCAACUACGGAGGGGUGACAGAAAUGUACAUUACAAACAGGACGGGCUCCUCAAAUACUUCGAUCACUGUGGUGGCCACCUCUAGUUCGACGCUGCCUCCUCUGAUCAACGCCAUGGAAGUUUACUAUCUCCAAGGGCCAUUAACAGAGGGAACCAACAGUAAAGAUGUUGAAGGGCUAGCUGCAUUGCAAGAAAAGUUCAGCAUACUACAGGAAUGGACUGGAGAUCCUUGCCUUCCAUCUCCAUAUACAUGGGACUGGGUCAAUUGUACUACUGAUGACACACCGAGAGUAACAGCGCUGUAUUUGGAUGGCUAUGGUCUAUCUGGGCAACUGCCAGACUUCAGCUCCAUGGAUGCUCUUGUCACAAUAGACAUGCACAACAACAGCUUGAGUGGAGCAAUUCCUAGUUUUCUUGGGACCUUGCCCGAUCUAAAAGAAUUGAACUUAGGAGACAAUGAUUUGAGUGGACCAGUACCCUCCACAAUUUCAAAGAAUACCAAGUUAAAGUUAGAGGAUUCUGGUAAUCCUAAUCUAUGUGCCUCUGGUGAGUCCUGCAAGAUAAUUGCUAGCAAAGACAGCCCCUCUUCAUCAGGUAGCAGCGGUGGUCAGAAGAAAAGCAGCAAGCUACCAUUAAUUCUGGGAAUAGCAAUUCCAGCUUUUGUGGCGUUCUGGGGUAUUGUGGUAGUGUGUGUUUGUGUUGUAAGUUCAAAUAAGAGAAGAAGAGCGGCGGCCAUCGGAGCAAUGGGCACAGGACAAACAGGUAUGGCCAGCAUGCCUAAUGGCGCUCAACAAGGGGUGCAAAUGAACGGGCAAAUGGCGGAUAAAUUUGGAGAAGUUGUGGUGAACCAAUUUGAGGUGAACGUUGAGGAGCAAGCAACCCCAGAGUAUCAGCAACAAGCAACCCCAGAACACAUUCAAGAUCAAGACGAUAGGCGAUUGAAUUAUUGAGUCAUUCAUCCUCACCCGUUGCUGUUUUUAACGCUUCUCUGAAGUUGUAUGUGUUUAGUAGUGCCACCUAUGAAUUUUUUUUUGGUUACAAGUGCCACCUAUGAUUUUGUUACUGCUUUGGAAAAUUAUUUGAAACAUAUAAACAAAAUAAAGCCAAUACAGAGUUACAGACCUUUCCAA
This is a messenger RNA of Argentina anserina (silverweed cinquefoil), 2054 nucleotides long. RefSeq lists its product as uncharacterized. The record is from RefSeq and is a predicted model, not a curated record. The transcript is spliced from 9 exons. NCBI's taxonomy places the organism in Eukaryota, Viridiplantae, Streptophyta, Magnoliopsida, Rosales, Rosaceae. Gene Ontology annotation, molecular function: protein binding. The coding region runs from base 12 to 1874 and encodes 620 amino acids.